Dermacentor silvarum is the source of this 11236-nucleotide messenger RNA. RefSeq lists its product as uncharacterized. Gene Ontology annotation, cellular component: nucleus. The transcript is spliced from 10 exons. Lineage: Eukaryota; Metazoa; Arthropoda; Arachnida; Ixodida; Ixodidae. The record is from RefSeq and is a predicted model, not a curated record. Bases 255 to 2192 code for a protein of 645 amino acids.
CCCCGUGCCCACUUCGCAGCAGCAGCCAUGUAAUCGUAUGCAUCCAUGAAGCUGAUCGCUUGGCUGCCGGGUUUUCAUUUUGCGACGCUUCCGUGCAACUGGUUCCGUUGCCACUCAUGCCCGCUAUGGCAUCGGCAGCCCGAAUCGCCGCUGCGCCGGCCUGAAGACCCGGCGCAGCCGCAUUUUGUAGCCACGACGAGCCCUGGGCAACCGCUGACGCUUGGGUAGCUUCGCCGCCCGCCCUGCUUGUAAACAUGGCGGACGUCUCUGUCAAACCAGAGCCAGAGGAGGAAGUGGCAGCCGCAGACACUGCAGAUGUCACGACAGCGGCUGACCUGCAGACGACACCGGCGCAGGCAGCCGGGCGCCGCACACGCAAACCCGUCCAGCCAUUGGGGGGCGUGGUGACGCGGAGGACCUCGGCUCGACAGGUAGCGUCGUCGGCAUCCCGUGGGAGCGCGGCAACCGAAAGCAGCAACAGCACGCCACGACAGAGCGCACGCGCAACGCGGCAGGCGGGGCCCCGCACACGGGCCACGCCCGCCGCAGCCGCGGAGGCGGAUACACCGGCCGCCACCACGCCGCAGCGGGUUAGCGGCCGGGGCACCUGGAAGCGCAAGAAGUCUGACGCGGAAGAGCUCUCCACAUCGGAGCCUGAGAUGGAGCAUGACGACUCCGAUUCUGAUCCGGUGUGGGUGCCAGAUGCGACGGCAGGCAGCAAAGGUGCAGCUGGGGCCGACGCGGACUCGCCAGAAGUGGCGAACGACAGCGCAGAGCCCGUGCCAAAGGUUGCGCGCCGCGGGAAGCCGGCGAAGGCGACCAAGGCGAAAGCCGGAGCGCGGAAAGGCGCGAUAGCAGCGGUGAAGAAACCCAACGGAGCUUCAAAGAGCGAGGCUGGAGCAGGAGGAGGAGGUGCGGCCAAAGGAGGGAGGCGCAGCACUGUGCGCAAGACAGAACCGGCGGCAAGCAUCGACCUGGGCGGCAGCAUUGCAUCACCAGACUCACUUCAGCUCAAGGUGGAACUGCCUGGUGAAAGCGAAGAGGCGCGGCGGCAACGCUGCGUGCAGGGCGGCAUCAGUGGUGGGGUCAAGCGGGACUACACGCGCCGGCCCGCGACCAACACCAGCUCGUGGCGGACGCCGGUGCCAGUUGUGGUGACGGAGCCGGGUGCGGCCAACACAUCGGGAGAGCUGCAGCCGGGCGACUACAUCAUCGCAGUGGCCGACGUGCAUCGUGCGCGGCCACCCGUCUGGCGCAUCGAGGGACGGUCGCUGCUGCAACGCUUCGAGGCCCUCGAGACCGGCGAGGAGACCCUUCUCUACCGGAACAGCUCCUCCUUUUCGGCGUGGAACCCGCUGGAGCAGUCCAAGUAUGCCAACAUCUCGGUGCGGGUGCACUCCAACAGUCGGUCGGCCACCGUUGUCGAAGUGCUCGAGAUCCACGCCAGUCCCAGCUCCAGCCUCGCCAAGAAUGGUGGUAUGGAAGCCAGGCCCACGGCAUGUGGGGACCAGCAGCCCAACCUGGAGGAGAAGUUUGAGGUGUACCUGCAGACGCUGCUGAGCCACGUGCUGGACCCUAACUUCCUGGCCGAGGUGCACCGCGAGAACGACGAGUAUUUCCUCGCCAACCUGCAGACGGUGGACGGCGAGAACGAGCGCCGUGGCGCCCAGAUCCGCAACAGCUUGUGGGGGCCCGAUCUGUUGGCGACCGUCGCCGCAUUCUCUGACCUGCGCAUCACGGAUCUUCCUCCCGGUCAGGAGGGCGAGGUCGCCAUUAAGAACGAGACCCAAAACCCAGCGGGAGCUGAAACUGUGGUCAAGAAGGAGACAGUCGACACGCCGUGUGAGGGAUGUGGGGAAGGCACAGCCUCACGAUUGGCUGAGUUCUCUGGCGAGCCCUACGACAAGCUGGACCUCUCCUUGGAGCCCCGCUGCGAGGACAGGCCCGAGGCGUGUAGCUUCCAGUUGUGUGCCUCCUGUGCGAGUCCCCUUCCCACCUACAGUCAGCUGUACCACUACAAGUACCACACCUUCAAUCGAUGCAAAGAGAAGAUCGAGCGCUUGAAGGAGGAGCAGAAGGUGACCGAGUCGCAUAUCAUCCUCGAGCGUUGCCUGCAAGAUGACACCUGGGUCAACCAGAUGUACGCUGACCUGCAGAAGCUGUGGCGGACAUGCGCACUCGGGUCCAGUUGACCGGCUUAUUCAUCCACCGGCUGCCGCCGGCUUCUCUGGAUUUCCCUGUCCAGUGUCGUCAUUGCUCCCGAGGCCUCCUCCUCCUUUAACGACACACAGCGCGCGCUUUUUGUGUACAGUCAUUUCCUUUAUUUUUUUUUUCUUUGUAUUUUCACUUCUCUCAUGCCUUUCUCCCUUUCCCUGGGAAAGGGGGUGAAGCUUUCCCCUAGACCUUCCCUCAUGGCCCUAACUUUUUUGCCCUGUUCUCCCCAUUGUCGUCCGGGCAAGCGUCCCUCAGCUUAGUAGGAGCAGCACCUUGGUUCUUCUUGUCUGCCCCUUGCACCGUUUCAGUGGCAGUAAUGACUGCCGACAAUGCACGCUGCAAAGUAACGCACUCUGAGUAAAGAUAAAGCGAUGACUCUUCAAGCAAGUAUUUUCCGAGUGCUUGGGAGCCUUAUAUCGUAGGGCUAGUUGACUUUGUGGGGCAAGCCAGCACAAGCAAGGGCAGACUUGAACUUAUGUGAGGGCAGCCCUGUUCACUUGGGUAUUUGUGGCAGUCUUCCUUUGAGAAUAGGUUUUGCAGGAACCAGUUGGGUUCUGCCUUCAUUCCCAUCUUGUUUGUUGCUGCGCUCCUUUCAUUAUGUACUUCUGUCACGCUGCAUUUAGUCAAGACGCAAUGUGGCAGCAGCGGUGUGCUUUGCAUUUGGCACGUAUUGUUUGUUUGAUCCGUGCUCUAGCUUGACUGGAUGGCACAAAUCAGUAGAGUGGGGACGACAUCAAAAGAUGUCUUGGGAAGAGUAACUCUUCUUUAGCAUCUGUGCAAGUUGGUGGUCAGAUUAACAUGACGUAAAGAAAUGAAACACGAAGCAAAGGGGGUGGUGUGGACAUAGCCUGGGGUUGUAGUUGCAACAACAAAACCCGUUUGUAUCAUCCUCACUUCCGAAAUUAGUUCAAGAGGUACGGCAACUUCACUGCUUGUUUCACCGCUGCGGAAAAGUGGCGUCUGCAGCUUCUGCACUUGCUAGAAGUAGUAGCACGGUCCUUAUGCAGGAAGGAGGCACUGGGCUUGUCGUGCAUGAGCACAAGACCGGGACCGUAGCUGCUGGGAACCAGUGAACCGAGUGCUGAAGCUGUAUUUUGUGCAGGUCACUGUCUGGGGGAGUUUCACUUCUGCAUGAUGCAGGAUCUAGUACAAUGACUCACUAGAGUGAUAGACUUCGUAUUCACUGUUUAUCAGAUCCUCCGAGAACGCAUGACAUACAGAGCAACUCUUGGUCACGUCAUGUGAUCUCGGUGGCCAUGUCUGGCUUGAUCCAGUGAAUGCGCCUCAAAAGUGAUGCCCCCCAAAAACGGUGGCCAAGUAUACUGCUCUAGGGCCAAAGCCGAAAGCAGACCAGGGCAACCAUGACAGUGGAAUGCCUGUUGUCUUUUUUAGCCACUAGUCGGUGCCAGCUUGAAACAGGCUUUGGAGCCUCCCAGGGUGUUCGUGACGUUGGGUGUCUGCGCCAUAUUUGAGUUUGGUCACUCGAGCGUUUUUGGAACAAGGCACAAAGUGCUAGGGAUGUGUAUUUCUCCCGAGCCCCGCCUUCUUUUUGUGGGAUUCAGUUGUGUCUGCAAGGACCACCAAAAAUGGGCCAGUAGCCUGUCUGCCGCAGUUGUUUCUGACACCUAGAGUCAAGCACCCUCCUGCCCCGCUUUCUUCAUCGCACAACACUCGUCCGCCUUACUCCUCUUGCUCUUGGAAGGUUGUUCUCGAUUGUCGCAGCACCGUUCCUCCUUGGGCACAGCUGCAUUGCCAUAGAAGCCAGCGUUUACUGCAGUUACUAGUGUGAAGAAAUGGCACAAGAACAAAAAUAGUAAUAACAAUUUGAAAGGUUUUGCAGUGCUUUCAUAACUUAAAUGUAAAAGAACAAAGGACAGAAUGGGUCGGGUUCUUUCCACAGUGGUCGUAGCAUUUAGGGCAUGAGCAAAAGACCCUUAACACACUAGGCCGUGUGGCACUGUGGGAUGAAAUUCUAAAAUAAAAGUGGCACCUCUUCCACUGCCAUAUCAUUGUUCAAUGUAAACUCGUUUUGUCAGAAGCCGACUGCUGACUUAUUUUAUUUUCAUCUUAGACGGGGAGUAACUUUUCAAUAUUUCCCUGUUCUCGUUGGAAAGAAUUAGGUCAGUGAUGGCAAUUUUCCUCAUGUUGCAAGUAUUCCACUCCUCUAUGUGUUAGGAUCCAACAUUCUUUUAACACUGAUCAUAUUACUGUCUAGGCCUUUUUGUUAUAAUGUGUCACCUUUUGACUAGUAAAAGGUGGCUGCUUAAUGUGAGCUUCUGAUCUGAUUUAAUCGAGACUGAAGCACGUAGAAGAAUGGCAGCUUAGAUAUUCUAUCAAAGGCACGAUUUUUCAAGCUAACCCUGGGCCUCUGUGUGUGUUCUUUCUUUGUUAUUCGACGCUGCAAUUAUUCUCAUCAAUAUUGGCGGUUAUUGCCAGCCCAAAUUUGUCAUAGUGGAUUGCUGAUUGUAUUCUAUAUAGUGUACAAAGUGCACAGUUGAACAUCAUUUUAAUGAAGUCCCACACAUACAAAGGUACCUGUUUUAUAUCCGCUAAUCCCACAUUUGUUAUAUGCUUGUCUUGGCAAAGAAACAUUUUAGAUUUACUUUAUUAUAUCCUAUAAUUUGUUAUAUCUACAGUCUAUAUAUCGAGAUUUGACUGUACCGCAAAAGAACUUUUGAGAAUUCGGCUGUGCUUGGUUUGAAAUUGUUCUCUCCUUGAAGCGGGGGCAUUUACACUAUACUCUAUUUAUUGAAACAUGGGACAUUUUGGAAUCUUGGAUUUUGUUGUUUCUUUCAUGCAGCUUGUGAUGUCAAACAGAUGGUCUCUAUUCUCUCUGUUGCUGCUUUUUGUGAAAGCAUGCUUUUGACUGUUAGACACGGCUGCUUUGGUGGUUUGCGGGUCAGUAGAUGAAUUGCUUAUUUAAAGGGUCACUAACAGGAAACCGACUAGGCUCGCAAGGUUUGUUCAUGGCUUAAUCCACAUUUCUAGGGCGGAAUGAAGUGAAGAAAAAAAAAUUAAGCUACACCCAAUUUUUUUUCGUGCUUGUAUUUCGUGUCCAAACACAGGAUUCACUGCGCUUUUGCGUAUUUGGGUACAUUUUGUGCGGGGAAAGGUGUCUACAGACGUUGCUAGUUUGUGUUUUUAGUUUGUGGAUACAAAUCAAUUCAUUCUGCUUUCUGUAUUUCGUGUCCAAACACAGGAUGCACUGUGCUUUUGCGCAUUAGGGUACAUUUUGUGUGGGGAAAGGUGUCUACAGAUGUUGCUAGUUUGUGUUUUUAGUUUCUGGAUACAAAUCAAUUCAUUCUGCUUUGGUUUAUACCCAGCUUUUUUAUUUUUGUUUUGCUACGGAUAUACAGAUUUAUUGAAAAUUGCAUGUUGAAUAUUUGAAAAUUACCACAAUUUUGCCAGUUCAUCCGCAUUACCUUCACCUCACGUAUGCUUUGCUUGCGAACCGUCUUAUGGUGUAUAAAAGUCAACAAAAGACUGACAAUUAACUUAUAGCACUAUUUUAUCACCAGUUCUGAGAUUGUGCCACCUCGCUUGUUAACAUUUAGCUUAUUUUGUCCCACUGCCUGAAGUGGAGGCGUUUUGGGAAAAUAAUACAUGUAUAAUAUUUGCAUAUUUUGGAGGCGAAUAUCCGUAACGGUGCUAGCCUUAGGAUGCCUGUUAAACAGACUCGCCUUGAGAAUUGGCUGGCUUCAUUUCUGCCGUUGAAGUGGUGUGUGGCCUGAAGUUAAAUCAUCAAAAAAAGCUUAUUAGAGGAAUUUUGAGGAUUUAGGUUAUUGUGCAUUGUGACAUGUCAUGCGGGUGGUGAUCAUGUGUCGUGAGCAUUGCAGUUGGAGUAUGAAAAUUGCUUUAUCUGACAGGGGUAAUGUUCAAAGAUUUUUAAAAAAAAAACGGAAUUAUAUAGCCUAUUAAAACAAAACUAAAACACAGGUGGUAGAAGUGUUGCACCUUAGGAAAUGUUAGCUUAACCACAUGGCUUCCUUUGGUGUCCUUUUAACAUACCACCUCAAUGUUGUGGUGUCAUUUUUAGUGUUGUGGGGUGAAACAUUGUUCUGUGGGUGGACACACAAUACCAUUAGCUGUACCUGUGUGCUUGUAGAUAGCCUUUUGACAAUGCCUUGAGGCAAGCAGCUGUGGUUUCCAGGAAAAUUUUGCUUGAAGCAGUAUUAUAUUGCCUAGCAUGGAGCAUGUGUUGUUUGCAUGUGUUGUUUCAAUCGUGGCAGUUCAACUGCUGCAGAAAAUUUGUAAGGAAUGCUGUUAUUGAAUGAGGGCAUUCUCCCAUGCACUUCAUUUCUAAACGAUAGCUGUUUUCUCCAAGGCUUCAUUAGGAGCCAAGCGAAAGGCCUUUCAGUCGUGCAGGUGUGUUUCCAAUUCUUCCAAACCAGUACUUGUGCUUUGCAUUGUGGCUGCUUUAGUGGCUUGAGUAGCAGUAUGUAUGUUCAGAGGAGAUUCUCGAUGUUGAUAAUGUGAAUGCUGUGUGCCCAUUUCACUACAACUUUUUCAAGAUGGCAUUUCCUUUGCUAUAGGAACACAAGCCAACCCUCAUUAAUUGCACCCAGUUUUCUUGUGUCACUCUGUCUUGCAUGCGCAACCGUGGAGGGGCGGAGCAGUUUGCAGUGCAGUUCUCUCGACUUCUCACUGUUGUAAAAAGAGUAAAACAAACGGGCUGUGCAGACCACUGUGAAAUAAUCUGCUUAAUCCUGUUUGUUUCAUGUGCUACUGUCGAUGCACGGUCAUGUAGCAGUGGAGAGUUCUGGCAUAUAGCUUCGACUGUGUGUUACUGGCACUGUUUUGGUUACUUGCCAGCGGUGCUGAGUGGGUGCAGAGCGCAACUUAUCUAGUACCUGUGCUCCGUGUCAGGCAUCGGACAGUCCCUUCAGCGAUAGGAACGAAAAGAAUGUUUAUAGCCGGCACUGGCUUAUCUAGCCUUGCACUGUGCUCAGGGAACUGCAUCACGUGUAUGAAAUUUUGCGUCCUAAAUGGAAAUUCCUUGAACUCUAAUUUAUCCAAAAUUUAGGUUUCUUGAGCGUGUAGUUGCCCGGCUGUUUACAACAGAAGUUUGCGAUAUUUGGCAAUCUUCUAAAGCAAAUUAUACAAAAUGUCAAAAUUCAACAUUAUUUUGCUGCAUCUAGGAAAUAGAUAAAUAUGUCCUAAAGCUGUAGAGCAAACCGUAAUGCAGUAAAUGUGGUAGUUUCUUUAAAUAUGGUCACAACUUAGACAAAGUUCGCAAAAACCAUGUAUCUCAUGCUUGUUCUUGAACAUUUAUUUCUAAAUCACAUGAAUCAAUUUCUUUAUAUUAUAUAUAGUCGGAAUCUACAAGAAUUAAGCUUUUUUAUGGUAUAUAUGACAACUUUAUAUCCUAAGUGGAAGAGCCACAACAGUUGCUCCAAAAGUACUGAAAACGGAGGGCUCGUGCCGCCGGAGUGGGACCGCCACGUUAACAGCACACAAAGCUGGCAGCAACAGUAAACAGUAACAGUAACAGCGGAGCACCAGCAGUAUGCUAAAGCUCACUAAUGUGCGUUGCCUUACAGUGAUGUGUAGUACUUUGUAUUUGGCAGAUUGGGACUUUGAAUUUACUGCUGCUAUUUGUCACUUCUUGCCAUUUAUCUGAUGCUUAAUAUUUUUUGUUAAAUUAGUUUUUCUCUUGUUAUAUAUAUAUAUAUUGUUGUUUAGGAUGUUUUUACUUUCUGUUUUGAAAUAGCAGUUGCACAUAUUCGCUCACACAAUGGUUGAAAUGGACAUCCCUGAUGUUUUUUUUUUUUUUUCUGUCCUUGGUUGCAACACAGAGGAGGUUUGUGGAGCAACCGGUUUGUUUGUGCACUAUGUGCAAAGGAGUAACUGCGUGACUACUGUGUUUGGUUAAGUCUUGCUUGGCCCCUCUGGUGUGGUAAAGUAUAGUUCACGAAGUGCAGGCAUUGGAUCCACACAGCCAUUGCCCCGGGUGCUUUGUGCAUUCUUGUGAGCCACUGCGUCUGAUCUGUUGUGCGUAUUGAUAUUGCAUGCACGGGGCUAACCAUUUCUCCACAGUGCUGAAUUUCGAGGAGGCAGUUGAACAAAGAAGAAUGUUUCGUACGUUGGGGAAAUGCAGCCAAAGGACAGGACAGAUGUCAAUGCUUCUGUCUGAUUACUGUCAGUUGUUUAGCUAACUGCAGCCUUUCUCUUUAUUGCCUGCUGCCAUGUGGCAGGUAAUGCAGAGAGGUUAUGUGCAACAUGACCUCUGAGAUGGUGUGUUCGCGCGCUCCCAAGUCAUACAUUGGCCAUUGUGACAGCCAUCACUUUGCGGGAAGUGACAGAAAUGGAUCACAUGCCCAGCAAUUGCCACUAUUAGAGGCCAUGCCUUUCUGCCUCUCAUUGUCUGCUGUGCAAAAGCAGGCGCAACACGUUUUGCCGGGUAGGUGUGGCAAACAGCAGAAAUGAGUCGUCUUUUCUUCCCGCACUUCAAGGCAGUUUGCAUGCCAACUGUAACAUGGGUACCUUGACAGACAGGGCAGAAUGAUGCUGUAAGCGUAUACCAUUGAGGUGCUUUGGGUUGUUUUUCGUGGGGGGAAAGCUUACGCAUGCAACUUAGUCAUGUGGUGUCCAUAAACUCCGAGCAGCUUGCGCACUAUGCCUCAAUGAGACCAUGCCGAGGACAGCAACUUGCUUACCCAGCAGCGUGCAUACCUUAUUCCCCAUGUUGCAUCACUCUCUUCAGCUUGGCUUCUUUACUGACCUCUCUGCGGGCUGUGUUUUACAAGACAAGACUUAACAUGCUGAAAUCAUAGGUUUGUGCUCAUCACUGUUUGGACAAGCAGCUUCAGUUUUACAUCACUUCUGCAAUUUUGGUAGAGCAUGCUUAACAGCAUUGAGUGCCAUCGUUUAAAACUGGUAGGAUUGCCUCUCGUUUAGUAGCUAUUUAUGGCUUGAGCUCUAUGUAGUGGGGACAUUUCUGUGAGCAUUUAUUCUGUUCAGUUUCGUGUUGGGGGUUCCACAAUUUCUGCAAAGUGAAGUGAGAUGAUGCCUUAUUUCGAGGCAAAUUAUUGAGAUAAAGUACAUUGAGACAUAUUCAGUAACGCUGCCUGCCCAUUGCGUUAGUCAAGGGCAGCAUUUUUUUAUCGAACUUGAGAUCCUGCAGCUCUGCACUGAAAUUGUUGACACCAAGACUGCAAAACUGGUAAAAUAUUGCUUAGUGCCUUGUCACCAGGUGACGCCCCUGUCUCAGUUUAACGAGGGUACCAGCACAGCAUAGGACUGCAGUUUAGGGCCUCGUGUGAUUGCAUUUAGACACAAACUUGUAGACUUUUACCGGUUGGCUUUUUGAUCUGGUCAGUGCAAUGCUUCCAAAGGGAGGCGCAGACCUGCAGUUCAGUAGUGACUGAAAGUUUUGGAAAGUGCGUGCAGCCAUGGUGUAGUGGUUUUGCCAAAUCAGUUCGGCGAAAGCCUGCAAGGUGGAGGAAAGUACACAAAACGAAAAAAUUUACACCCACCCGUACGAUAGCACAAAACUAUGUACAAAGGAAACCCCUAUGGCUUUCUUCAGAAAGGUUUCUCAGUUGGAAGGAAAGUAUUCAUCUUGGUCCAGGAUUUGAACCCGGGACGAAUGCCAUUCUGGGGCGUUUUCUUUUGUAGCUUCGUGCUAUAAUUUGGGUGGAUGUCAAUUCCUCCCUUCAGUGAAGUGGUUUACAUGAUUAAAGAUACAUUUAAAAAAUUAAAAUAUGGGGUUUUACAUGCCAAAACCACAAUCUGAUUAUGAGGCACGCCGUAGUGGGGGACUCCGGAAAUUCGGACCACCUGGGGAAAGAUACAUUUGACUGCAGUUGUGCGAUUAGCUUGGGAAGAAGAAGCUGACCCUGAAGACUCCAUGCCACACAGAUUUACAUUUCUUGUAAUACAGCCAUGUUAGGUAUGGCUGACGACACUAGCGACCUCUAUCCUGUCUUUAUGGCCGCAUUUCGUUCAUACUGCGCUCAGCUUGUUUUCUCCACAGCAUGGACUCUACACUUGCCCCCCUCACAACAGGAGAUUUGUUGCUGCCACCAGAGUGUCCUAGCUUAGUGUGAUCGCAUUUUCUUGCUCGCACGUUUGUGACUUAGCACCAGUCAUCUUGUGAGUCUGGACGCUUCUUUUAGAAGUCCUGUGCAUGUGAAAACGUGGCUGCGAGACAUUGUGUACAUAAGAGUGGCAGAAGUGAUUUGUAAGCUUUGUUUUCAAGCCUUUUCCUGUCUUGGCUGCCGAUUAGUAGCGAUACUGAUUGAACUUGUCUACUGUGCAGUGUUAACUGAACAAUUUUGAUUGUGUGGGGCACUCCCUGCUGAAAAAAAAAAAUAUAUAUAUAUAUAUAUAAGGGCAUUUUGUGAAGCAGUGGCUCGUUACUUGCCAAGGGUGGCUGUAGGGUUGCUCCGCCUGCUCUAAUAACGCCAGUUGCACUUUGUUUUUAUUUGUCAUGUUUUCGCUGUUGACUGCAUGUGGAAAUUGCAUGAGCUGCUAUGCAAUUUUGAUUUUCUUUCCUGCUAGAUGGCUUCACUGCAUCGAACUGGCGAGAAGGCAUUGCCUGCCCUUGGCUAUUUUAUUGAUUGUAGUCCCGUGGAUUUUUAUGCAAGCAAUGCUUUAUUUCUCAUGAUUGCUGUAUUUGCUCACAGUAUUUGCCUAUUUUGCACUGCCGCAUUCAGUGAGAAAGUGCUUUUCAUGAGCAUCCCACUAGCUGUUUUAACGUUUGUUUGCCAUGCCUCACCUUGGCUAUGCUGUCUGUGGUGCUCGUUUUUUUUUUCUUGAUGAAUGACAGUCGAGAAUGGCCUGCCUCGCCUCUUUGUGCCACCUGUGGGCAGCAUCGAAGGUGCCGAGAAACCUCGUCUUUAUCUCUUUUCGCCAACUUUGUUCUGCAUUUUAGCCUUGCGGAGGCAUCUAUGUCACAUCAUGGUCAAGAGUGUACUUGUACAAGUGAUUCUACUGAUGUUCAUUUUUUUAACCAUGCUGUACUUUUUUUUUUUAGGCCAGUAGUGGUCAGGGGGAAUAAAGCAUGUCACAUAGUCCCAUU